CCACCCCAAUACUAUAUGCUCUUGGAAGAAGAUGAAGAUGCUUACAAGAAACAGUUCUCUCAAUACAUAAAGAACAGCAUAACUCCAGACAUGAUGGAGGAGAUGUAUAAGAAAGCUCAUGCUGCUGUACGAGAGAAUCCAGUCUAUGAAAAGAAGCCCAAGAAAGAAGUUAAAAAGAAGAGGUGGAACCGUCCCAAAAUGUCCCUUGCUCAGAAGAAGGAUCGGGUAGCUCAAAAGAAGGCAAGCUUCCUCAGAGCUCAGGAGCGGGCUGCUGAGAGCUAAACCAAACAAUUUCCUAUGAUUAUUUUUCAGAUAUAGACAAUAA
Molecule: messenger RNA, 325 nt
Organism: Symphalangus syndactylus (siamang)
Lineage: Eukaryota; Metazoa; Chordata; Mammalia; Primates; Hylobatidae
Product: large ribosomal subunit protein uL18-like
Biological process (GO): ribosomal large subunit assembly; translation
Cellular component (GO): cytosolic large ribosomal subunit; ribosome
Molecular function (GO): 5S rRNA binding; structural constituent of ribosome
Source: RefSeq, a predicted model, not a curated record